AUGGUGGAUCGACUGGAGCGCCCCAAUGCCCUCGGGCUGCGUUCCUACUCUCACGAGCCUCCCAGCGCCAAUGCGAGCGUCGCCAGUCUCGCCAGCGCCAGCAUGAGCAACCUCUCUCUCGCCGACCUCCCCAGCCCGCGCGCCGGCGACGCCCCGCCCGCACUUUCCCCUCUGGACGCCCUCGCGCUGCAAGGACGGCUGUUGGCCAAGCGCUUCGAGCAGGCCGACAAGAGCGGCCGCCGUCUCAGCAGACUGGCGCCGCUCACCAUCCAGAAUGAGUUCGGCAACCGCUCGGGCUUCUUCUCCUCGCUGUCGUCGACCGUCAACUCUCCAAGCGACGACCUUGGUCCUAUCUCAGCGGGCGGCAAGGUCGCACCGCCUGCCGACACGUCUCCUCGCCAGCACGUGUCAGACAGGCACAAGUCGUUCUACCCGCAGAUCAGCAACGAAGACUCCCAGUAUGCGCAGUCGCUACCUGCACACAGCCCUCGUCCUCUAGCCCCAAUCGGAGAGGCCAGUCCCGCCGGUUCGCCGCAUGGCUACUUCGACAUCCCGCGAUCGCACUCGCCUGACUCGGUGGAGCCUCACAUCGGUAUCCGAGAGGCUACGCCUGUCAGCCCUACCGGCCCUACGCCGAACUCUCAAUUCUUCUUGAGCCCACAGAAGAAGCCAUCAUCUGACUCGAUGCCUCGAUCCUUCCCUCGUUCCAACUUGCUUCCCCCAAGGAAAGCCAGCAAUCACUCUCAACGCUCCCCGAGAUUGUCACCAAGCAUCAGGUCUGUUCAGGACAGCUCGGACGAGGUUGACGAUAUGCCACUGAGUGGCUCCUAUGAUUCUUUGCUUCGCAACAGAGCUUUGUCGCCCAGCUCUAGCCUGUCGCGCGCUCAAUCUCCUUUCACACCAACUACAACCAUGCCUCGCUCUCCUUCUGCCGCUUCAGAGCACUCCUUCAGUGGGCACCUCCCUCGCCCAGCCUUCAACUUCUCUAGGCCCAUCAGCCGACAGAGUACCCGUCCUUCCAUCGACUGUGUCAGGCCUUCCCUUGACAUGCCGUUGGGACAGCCUUCUGAUGAGGGCAUCUUCAUGAGACCCUCCUGUGACGGCAAUCUUAAGCGUCAGGAUUCUAACACCGAUGGGCUUACUUAUGCCAACGAGACAAUCCACACCCCUGUUAGCAUGGUCAGUGAGGACUUCCGUCGCUCAGGCGACUACUCGAAUAACCCCGCGCCAUCUUACAUUCACUCCACGUUCGACCUCCCCCGGGGCAGGAAGCUUGAUCGUCGAUCCAUCGGCAUCGAUGAGUUCUUCAAGAAGGAGAUCACCUGGGAUGGAUCAAAGAGACAACAAAGGCCCCCUUCGCCAGAGUCACCACCCCAUUCCUUCGACAAGGAGCGGUCACCACAGGCUCCGUCACUCACUUCGAGUAACAGCACCAUCCGCGCUGCGACCGCCGGUACUGGUGCAGAGGUCACCGCUCAGCAGCAUUGCGACAUAGGUAUCGAGCUGCACGAGAAGGGUGAACUUCUGAAGUCUACCUACCACCUUCGUUUGGCAGCCCGUGGAGGGCUUCCCGAAGCUAUGCUCUGGUACGGUCUCGCGUGCCGCCACGGUUGGGGCAUGCGCGAAAACAAAGCAGAGGCCCUGCAGUGGCUGCGCCGCGCUGUCGACUCUGGACACCUUGAGAUCGCAGAUGAUGAACAAGGACAGUCAACUGACAUCACCAAGAAGAAGCAACACCGUGCGCAAUACGCCGCCGCCAUUUACGAGCUUGGCAAGUGCUACAUGAAUGGCUGGGGCGCUGCACAGGACAAGACCCUUGCUCUUCGCUGCUACGAAAUCGCGGGUAACUGGGGUGACCCUGAUGCUUUGGUCGAAGCCGGCUACUGCUACGCGGAAGGCGUUGGCUGCAAGAAAGACAUGAAGAAGGGGGCGAGGUUUUACCGCGCAGCUGAAGCUAAGGGAGUGAGCAUGGUCGGUAACAGCUGGAUCUACAAAGACAAAUACAACGACGAUACCACCAGCACCUCAGACUCUCGUUCUGUUCGUUCAGGACGAUCGACAAAGAAGGACAACUCUGAGAAGAAGUCCCGCGACAAGAGCCGCACACGUACCAUCUUCGGCCGUAAGAAGAGCCAUACAGCAUCUUCCACCUGA
Molecule: messenger RNA, 2154 nt
Organism: Didymella exigua CBS 183.55
Lineage: Eukaryota; Fungi; Ascomycota; Dothideomycetes; Pleosporales; Didymellaceae
Exons: 2
Coding region: 1-2154 (717 amino acids)
Molecular function (GO): protein binding
Source: RefSeq, a predicted model, not a curated record